GACCUGAUGAGGUUCAGCUGCUCACACAGAAAAACAAACACAGCUAGACUGAAGCUGAGGAUCAACUUGAUUUUCUGACAGAGAUUUAAAGUUUCAGAGAAAAUAUUCAGGCGGGAAAAUGCCACAGAAGAAAAACUUUGAGAGUAUGUGGCUCAUAUUUCUGCUCAUAUUUUGGAAACACUGCAGCACACAGGUGAGGGGUGAAGAGGCUAAUGGACCUCCAGAUGACCUCGGAGCUGAAGAAGGCGGGGCUUUCUUCGCCCUGAGGAGCUGCCAUCAGCUGCUGCACAGCGACAGCGGCGAGUUCUUCUCCCCAGACUACCUCUGCUCCAACCCUCCCCUGUGGUGUAACUGGACCAUCAGGGUGGAUCCUGGUAAGAGGAUCCACCUGCACCUGGAGGACCUGACCCCGGAUGACACCUGCCACCUUAAACAGGACCAGGUCCACGUGGACGAGCCUGCCGGACCCUUCAGGGUUCACAAAGUCCUGCUGAAGUGCUGGAGAGAGGUCAAGUUUACAUCCUCCUCCAACACUUUAUAUGUGAUGCUGCUGAUCAGGGGGCAUCCCAGCCCACCAUACAGGGGCUUCUAUGGGCGCUACCAGGCGUUUGGACCACCGGUGGUUUUUCACCCACAGGACGGCUACAUGCUGAGACAGACAGGGUCUGUUAUUCAGAACGGUGAAGACGGGGAGUCAGACCAACACGACUAUACUCAGAUGGUAAAUCCUGAUCUAAUGUAUGAUUAUUACGAUCAACACGCUGACGUGACGCCAGUGCUGCCCUGGGACGAAGACGAGGACAUGGAGGUGGGUGAAAACCAGCAUGCAGCCUUCAUGAAUUUCAGCCACAUCCACUCGUUCAGGACUGAGCCCACCGUGCCAACGUUCACACAGGAGACGUCCAGAUCAGGACGAGGAGCUGAUCGAACACCUCCACACCCACCUGACCUGUCUGAGUCUCCACAGCAGGACCAUGCCAGUCAGGACAAUGAGGUACAGCCCACCACCCUGACACCAACAGUCCUAUGGAGGGAUGUGGAGGUCACCUCAGAAGUAUCAGAGGGGGCUACAGUUUCAGAGGAGAACAGGCCAGGGGUCAGUGAGGCCUUGGACCAGAUGCUUUCUGCUGGUGUGGGACCAGAAAAAGAGCCCGAGCCAACCCACCCACAGCCCAACAUGGUGGAGCAGCUGUCCGACCACAGAGGACACUAUGAAAUAAAAAAUCACUCUGGAAACCCUCACCUUCCUGGUGAUUAUCUUUUUGAGGUGGCUGUUGAAGUGAACUUCCAGCAGGACUUUGAGUCUUCAGAGCAGCUGUCCAUGGCCCUGCAGCAGCCAGUGAAGGCUCUGAUCACCAAGAAGCUGGAGGCUCUGCACUCACUGCUGUCACUGUCUUUUAAGAGAGUCAAAAGGAUAAGCGUGGGGGCAUUGUGCAUCCUCUGGCUGCAGGUCAGACACAGACCAGAAGAUCUUCAGGUCCGCAGGGUCAUGAACUCACUGCACGAACUCACCACAGACAUGAUCAGCCUCCGAGGAAGGACUGAGAAAGGAAUCAUCAUGUCCAUGUCGAUAGCUGAUGUAAACGAGUGUGGGACCAUGAUGGUGAUGUGUGACGUUAACGCAGACUGUGUGAACAAAUUUGGUUCAUACGUGUGCCACUGCAGGCCAGGCCUCAAGGACGCCUCCCGCCUGGGAUCAGGAGGAACGGUCUGUGUGGAUGUGAAGGAAACAGGUUGCAGCUCCGGUCUGUCUGCAGAGACUAAAGGCGUCUACGUGCUCUUUUUCCUGCUCAGCAGUCUCAUCCUGAUGCUGCUGGGGGCAGCCGGCAUGCUCUACCACCGUCACCACCGGGGGGCGUUCCUGGUCCGCUGCCAUAGCAACCUCUCUCAUACUGACCCCAACAACAACCACCACCAUCAGCAUCAUGAAGGUGACCCUGACCUGACACCCCCGCCCCCUCCACCUCCCGCCCGGGGCUUCAGGGAGGGCUGGCCUCAGAUGAAGGAGCACCUCCCCCCCGUCGACCUGCCGCUGCUGCGCUUCAGCCCGCUGCUGCCUCCAGACGACUACACGGAGCCACAGGAGGGCGGGAGGAAGUGAGGGGACGAGGACCUGGAGCUGGGAUUCUUUACCGUAUCUACACUCUACACAUGGAAAUGUAUUUUAUUUUAUUUUAUUUCAGUUGUAUAUCUGCGGUAUUUACUCUGAUGGAUUAAAACCACAAAUUAUCUGCAUCA
This is a messenger RNA of Cheilinus undulatus (humphead wrasse), 2238 nucleotides long. RefSeq lists its product as uncharacterized. Lineage: Eukaryota; Metazoa; Chordata; Actinopteri; Labriformes; Labridae. The transcript is spliced from 10 exons. Gene Ontology annotation, molecular function: calcium ion binding. Bases 119 to 2101 code for a protein of 660 amino acids. The record is from RefSeq and is a predicted model, not a curated record.